This is a messenger RNA of Gopherus flavomarginatus (Mexican gopher tortoise), 1907 nucleotides long. Its product is annotated as suppressor of cytokine signaling 3-like. Bases 242 to 1102 code for a protein of 286 amino acids. The transcript is spliced from 3 exons. The record is from RefSeq and is a predicted model, not a curated record. Gene Ontology annotation, biological process: phosphatidylinositol phosphate biosynthetic process; intracellular signal transduction. Gene Ontology annotation, molecular function: 1-phosphatidylinositol-3-kinase regulator activity. Gene Ontology annotation, cellular component: phosphatidylinositol 3-kinase complex. NCBI's taxonomy places the organism in Eukaryota, Metazoa, Chordata, Testudines, Testudinidae.
CCGGCCAGGAGAGACUCUGGCCGGGUGGCUGGCGGGGGGGGGGGGGAACUUUUCCUGUGCCGCUCCCCCCCCCCCCCGCCCCACAACUCCCAAUGCAUCCAAGCCUUCUGCUUGUGCAAAAGGGAAAGUGGUUUUUCCUGCUUCCCUCUGCGGUGCCUACAGCGGCUUCCCGGCAGCUGCCUGCUCCAGGGGCCCUGCUCCCCCACCCCGCGGAGACUGGGGGCCCGGCUGCCUGGCCAGGAUGUACCCCCAAGGGGGAAGCUUUCCUGUGACUUGGGGGAGGGGAAUUGAUUUGCUCCGUUUCCUCCCCCCUCUGCCCUGCGAGGACUCCAGGAGUAGCAUUCCCAGCACGCCAGAGCUCAACCAGAAGAGAUCCUGUUCCCUCGGAGCUGGAGAUGAUCCCGCGGGAGGGACUCCGGUGACCAGGAGGACUCAGCAGGGAGCGGGGGGAGGAGAAUCCAGCCUGGGCAGCGCGAUGGUCCCGCUGUGCUGGCCCUGCCUGCACUACUGCCCGUACCCCCCGGCGGCCAUGAGCGGGCCCCCCGCCCCGCAGCCCCCCGCCGUCUCCUACCACUACCGCAGCUUCUGCGGGGACUUUGAGCGGGUGGAGACGGCACUGGAGCGGCUGGACGCCAGCGGCUUCUACUGGGGCAGCCUGUCGGGGGCGGAGGCCAAGCGGCUGCUGAGCCCCCACCCGCCGGGGGCUUUCCUCGUCCGCGACUCCUCCGACCACCGGCACCUCUUCACCCUCAGCCUCCGCACCGGGGCCGGCAUCACCAACCUGCGCAUCCAGCAGCAGGGGGCGGCCUUCCACCUGGAGACCCAGCCGGGGGCCCCCUGCCCGCCCGCCUUCGCCUGCGUGGUGCAGCUGGUGGAGCACUACCUGGGGCGGGCCGGGCACCCGGGGGGGCCCUGCUACCUGGAGGCCCAGGGGAGCCGCCCCGAGCCCCUGGCGCUCGCCCGCCCGCUGCGCUGCAAGGUGGCCUCGCUGCAGGAGCUGUGCCGGCGGGCCGUCCGGGCCAGCGUCCGGGCAGGGACCGGGGGGCCCGAUCUGGAGGGGCUGCCCGUGCCCCGGGCCCUACGCAACUCCCUGCGCUGCUAGGGGGCCCUGCCCCAGGCCCUACUGAACUGUCUGCGCAGAGGGAGGGGAGAGGAGCAAGGGGGGACCCCCGACCUGUGCUCAGGAUUCCCCCCCAAUGCUCGUGGGAGGCAGUGGGGUAGAGGGAGCCCCCCCUGUAACUCAGGCCUUCUCAGCACAGCUGGGGGAGGGGAGGAAACCGCAGAGUGGGACUCCCUCUAGGACACCCCAGGGUUUUCCAGCACAGUGGGAGGAAGAGCGGGAAAGGGGUCUGUAGCCCCUGCCCUAUGGAAAACACAGGGCGGGGGCAGAUGGGGGAGGGGAGCAGAUUGGCAUCAGCCCCAUGGCAGCUCCAGAGUGUGGGGGAGAUGGGACUGGAUGGGGAGAGAGGCCUGGAGUGGACAGGAGAGGGGGCUCUUCAGGCCAGGGCUGGGACCCAGAGUAAGAACUGGGAGGGGGACACAAGAAUUGGUGGGGGCUGAGGGAUCUAAUGAGGGGGUUGAGACCCAGGACUCCUGGGUUCUCCCCCCAGAUCUGGGAGGGGAGGGGGGGGUCUAGUGAUGAGAGCAGGGCGGCUAGGAGCCAGGACUCCUCGGUUCUCUCCGCAGCUCUGGGAAGGGCAUUGGGUCUAGAUCCCAACUAUUCCCGGGGAGCCAGAUUGGACCCCGGCCCCAUGCCGGGGCUCUCACCUCAUCCCCUGGAGGGCGCCACACCAACCGCAUGGAUCUCGUCUCCCGCCAGGAGCGCUGGUGGCCCUGUUACCACCAGCCGGGCUGCACGGGGGGGUCUUGUACCGCUGCAUCGGGAUGGAAUAAACCUGUCUGCUGCA